AACGCCACCGUGUCACUUUGAGGACGGAUAUCGACCGGUCCUCAUCCUCUGUCUCUCUCUCCUCCUCCUCUCCCUCUCUCCUUCCCUGCAGCGCUCUCCCACUCACACUCGGUCUCCAUCAGUCUUCAUGGUUCUGAUCUCACCCCACGCCAUGCAAGCCACCCGGGCGUCCUCCACCGUCAGUGUGUUUGCGGACUGCAGCAUCCCGGCCGGGCUCCGGAUAGGACCGGUACCGGGCAUCUUCAAACUGGGGAAGUACUUGUCGGAUCGUAAGGAAGUUGGAUCCAAGAAGAAGGUCCGCUUGGUGCGAGGAGAGUUCGUGGAUGAGUCGAGCUGUCCUGUGCCAGACUGGAUCGGAUUCAUCCGCGCCGCCAGGAACAGCCAAGAGCAAAACCUGGAGGCUGUGUCGGAUUUACCUGGUGGACAGAUUUUCUACCGUGUGCUGAGAGAAAUCCCUGCAGGAGAGGAGCUCAGUGUUUGGUACUCCAACGCUCUGGCCCAGUGGUACGACAUCCCCACCACCGCCACUCCCACGCACGACGAGAAAGGUGAGGAGCGUUACAUCUGCUGGUACUGCUGGAGAAUAUUCAAAUACCCGAACACACUCAAGGCCCACGUCCACUUCCACUGCGCGCUGAGCAACGGACGGGGGUUUGUGAGCAGCGAACAGGCAAGAGGCACCGAGACAUUCAGCAGGUCACCAAAGUCUGGAGAUAUCCCCAACACCUCCAUCUCUCCGAGGAGCAGUCACAACAACUCCUCCAUGUCAGACUCAGGCCGGCGGGCGGUGUCCUCCUCGUCGUUUCUAAUCAAAUCGGGACUGUCCAAGAAAAGCAGCACCGAGGAGCAGGACCGGGCCCUCGACAUGAGCGUCACCGCAGCCAGAAACCAGGGGCAGCUGCUCAGCCUGGGCGCCACAUCCUCCGUGCUCAGCAGCAUGGGCUUCCAACCGGGUGUGCGCUCUGCCUUCAAGCCGACCGGCGUCUCCAAAGUCCCGGGCGCUGACGCCUCCAGAGAGGACCCCAACGGGAAGCUGAGUGGUAUGGGAUUCAGCAAACUCAUCGGUAACAUGAAACCAAUCCGGAAUGCGGGUGAGACUCUAAACGGAGGAGGCAGCCAUCCUCCAAAAUGCGCACCUGCAAUUAUGGACGCCACAUCCCCAUUGGUGCCAUGCACAAACGCUCUCCGGGCUUUCCCGCUGCUGCCUCACAUGGAGGAGACCUCGGCUUUUAAGCACGUGGAGAGCCGGAUGCACUCCGGCCUGUCCCCCUCCCGUUACCCCCAGGUGCCCCCUGGACUCCACUUUGAACGGUUCUCCCUCCCUCACUUUGAUGGCGUUAAGACUUAUGGUGGAGACUGUAACAUCCCAUUGAUGCCCUUCACUGUCUAUAACGGGGAGCUUCUGUACAGUUCACCUUACUAUCCUCUGAAAUUCCACUUCGGAAACCUCCUCAAGUACCCGGAGUCCAUGUCCUACUUUGGUGCGCCGUCGUUGAAUCAAGACCUGGGCUCCAUCACCAACAUCGACCGGGAGAUCGCCAUGCACACUCAACAGCUGUCCGAAAUCGCGGCGGAGAAGAACCGGACGCGGCUGGACUCGAUGCCGGCCGGAGCCUCCAGCAACGUCGGCUCUGGCAAACCGAAAAAGGGACACCUGUGUCUGUACUGCGGCAAACUGUACUCGAGAAAAUACGGGCUGAAAAUCCACAUGAGAACUCACACAGGUUACAAACCGCUCAAGUGCAAGGUGUGCUUCAGGCCCUUCGGAGACCCGAGCAACCUGAACAAGCACAUCCGACUGCACGCGGAGGGAAACACCCCGUACAGGUGCGACUUCUGCGGCAAGGUGCUGGUGCGGAGGCGAGACCUGGAGAGGCACGUCAAGUCCAGGCACCCCGGACAGACGGUGAAGAAACUGGAGGACAAACCCGGCGGCCUGUUCGAGGACGCGGAGCAGAAGAGCGACAAUGACAGUGACGUGGACGUGUGCUUCACUGACGACCAGAGCGACCAGGAGUCGAGCAAAAAUAAUGACUGAGACUGCCCGUUGUCUUGAAAUGGUGUCAUUUAGUCUUGUAUCGAAUCAUUUUGACAUUAGGCUACAACAUCCUCCCAAAACCUCCACAUCUAAUUAUAGUGGACAUGUGGCCUCCAAAUAUAUAUUUUUUGUUUUUCAUCUUGUCAAAUUUACAAAAAAACCCCAUAUAAUUUCGACCUGAAACUUUGCGCAUUGCUUUGCGUAUUCCUUUGCGUAACUUUACCCUUUGCAUGUAUUUAGUUAUGAGUUACAGCAAAAGGUAAACAUAUUCGGUAUCUUGCUCAAGGGCACUUCAAAAAUGCUUUAAAAACAAGUUAAAAAGAAGAAUUCGGACAGUGGUGUUGCAGACAUUUCCGUUUGCUUUAAAUGCAAAUUACCAUAACUGUUUUCAUUUUUAUAUACUUUUAUAAAUCUGGCACUUCUAAAACCAAACAAGAACAAUGAUCCAGGUUAAAAGAAAAAAAUCAAGGCUGAAUAUGAGAGUGACUUCCUAUAAGUUAGAUAUAUUUUUGCAGUGUAAAAAUGUACCAGAUGUGUUUUUUGUAUGUCUCCCCCUGAGGAAGGAACUAUGAGUUUGAAAAGCCACUUCUACCCCCUCCCCUCAAAUAAACAUAAUGACAAAUAUCCCAUACUCCCCUCUUAACUGUUAGUUGCACUUUAAAAACAGCAAUGGGCACCUCAUUCCAACAAAUCAGUGACACAAACAAUGAUUCUAAUCGAACUGAUUUCCUCACUUCUUUGCAGAUCUCGUGUUCCCUGCGCCUCGCUGAAUAACACACUGUACUUCAAUUUGCACUUUCAUGGCGCAGGCAUGUUGUUCUUAAAGCAGCAGCAGCCAGUUUAUUUAAGGAAUUAUUUCUAGAGAGAGAAAAUGUAUUGAUUGCAGUAAAGGCUAUAAGACGUGUAAAGUAUGAUAUUUCACA
Messenger RNA from Hippoglossus stenolepis (Pacific halibut), 2961 nucleotides. RefSeq names its product PR domain containing 13 (gene prdm13). The transcript is spliced from 4 exons. Lineage: Eukaryota; Metazoa; Chordata; Actinopteri; Pleuronectiformes; Pleuronectidae. The record is from RefSeq and is a predicted model, not a curated record. Gene Ontology annotation, molecular function: protein binding. Gene Ontology annotation, cellular component: nucleus. Bases 128 to 2038 code for a protein of 636 amino acids.